Molecule: messenger RNA, 3441 nt
Organism: Aphanomyces astaci
Lineage: Eukaryota; Oomycota; Saprolegniomycetes; Saprolegniales; Verrucalvaceae
Exons: 10
Coding region: 51-2777 (908 amino acids)
Cellular component (GO): cytoplasm
Molecular function (GO): protein binding
Source: RefSeq, a predicted model, not a curated record
GUCGGCAGUUACACCUGUGAAACCCUUUUGCCGCCGCCUCAGCAACGACGAUGGAACUUGCAGGACCAGCACCAAACAAGGAUGACACGGAAAAGGACGGAAAUGGGUCACUGUCGAGCCCCAAUCCUUCAAUGGCUACAACGCUAUCUAUUGUAUUCGCUGCACCGAAGGUUGUGGUGUCAGAGCCAAGAGAACUUGUAACCACUGGUGAUGAAGUGGCGAGUGCCGCUGUGGACAAGCCACUUCCAGAGGAAACAGAAGUCACAGUCAUGAGCCAAUCGCCUGUAAACGCUGAAGAUACUCCUCUCCAGUUGGCGCUGCAAUUCGAGUCCAGUUAUGAGCUUGAAAGAUCGGGCCAUCAAGCACCGCCAAUCGUGGAGCCACGGUCCUUGACAAAAGAAGCACCUACGACACCAGUAAAACCUGCAAUGGGGGACCUCCUCGCUUUGGAUAAUGUCAAUAUCGAGCUCCCUCCUCCAGUCCCCGUCCCACUGUUGCCAGGGUACUCCACCCCAACUCUUGAUUCGCUCGCUGAGUCUAGCAAUCCAUUACCGGUUGCAUCCCCAUUUCGAUUGGAUCUUCAGGAUAUCGCAAUGUCUCCCCAAGACCAUAAACUAGCGUCAUCAUCGAGCUUUGCCUCCAGUGGUCGCAAGUCGGCGCCUGUGGCACGUCUCACGCUGGAUGCCACCGCAUCCUCAGCAACCCCCCGUCAAAAACUGUCUCCUCUGCACGUAGAGGUACCCGCAUCUCCUCGCCGCAGCUCCAAAACAAGCAUGGCCAGUCCACCGCAACCCAUCUCGGUACCCCCUUCGGAAGAUGUCGCUUCGGACUGGAUGGUGUGCCGAACCGAUGCUGGAGACAUAUACUAUUACAAUGUCAAGCGCCAGGAAUCUCAAUGGACUACUCCACAGCCCCUCGAAAUCCAGGACCACCCCCCCCCUCCGCCUCCAUUGCACGCCCCCAUCGACUACGAAGCCGACUGCCUGCAUGUCGCCGUCUCCAACGGGGACCUCGUGCGUGUCCAAGACCUGCUCGCCGCCGGCAUCGCGACCGACGGACUCGACGACGACGGUCGCACGCCAUUGUGGUACGCAUUGGAGCACUUGGAGAUUGCCGUGUUGCUGCUCAACCAAGGUCAUUCAUCCAAGCACCAAAUUGUGGCGCCAGACAUGUACGGCACGACGCUGUUGCAUGUGGUCACAAGACAGCGCAACAUCGAAAUGCUCACGUUACUGCUUCUACAAGCCGACCCAUCGGACGAGUCUGCACCGUUCUCGGAGCCGAUGGACGUCGACGCGCGGGACAGCCACCAACAAACGGCGCUGCACGUGGCGGCCACGUUUGGCUUUCGAAAGUGCGUGGAAAUGCUACUGGCUCAUGGCGCGUCGCCGGCUGUUCUUGACGAAAACUCGCAAACACCCAUCAUGCUUGCGACGCUGGGGGGGCACGUGGGGAGUGUGCAGUUGUUGCAAGUGGCACUGUCCGCGUUGCUGAAACAGACGGAAGUUGCUGUGCAAUCGGAGCCGGUACCAGAUGCAACUCGCGUGCACCAACUGCAAGAACAAGUGGCAGCGUCGGCCAAGGCCCUCGAGGAGAAUCAACGCGCCAACGACGCCUUGCGACUAGAAGUGGACACGUAUCGUUACAACCUGUCCGUGCAACUACGCGAGAAAGAAGCGCUGGAGACAGCAUAUCGCAUCGCGAAUUCGCGGCUGGCCAUGCUCGAAGCGUUGGCCAAACGCACCAAGGAAGACCACGACCACGAGAAAUUGCUGUGGCAGCAAAAGGAGGCUGGGUAUGUCGAAGCCCAUCGGCACAGCAUGGAGGCGACAAAGUCCCUCCAGCAUGAUGUUGACGCUCUCCUGUCCACCCAUUUCCCGAGUCCCCACUUGAAGUCGUCCACCCCAAGGAGCAGUCCGGUUCCGACGCCUUCCAAGGAUACGUCGCCUGGGAAGCGCAGCAGAUUGCCAAGCUCGAACGCUGUAACGGAAGACAUAUCGUACGAGCAUGCGUGGGCGCUGGACCAUCACGACACCGAUCCAAUGGAUGGACACCAGGCUCUGUACCAUGAGCAUCACCAACUCGACCAGCACCAGCUGUACCCGACCCACGACUUUACGCCCAAUCAACACACAUCGCCGCCUCGACCAUCGGCAGCCCGAGUGGAUGCCGUGUGGGCGCAAUUCUUUACGAACGCCGCCGCCGCCGCAAGUACGAAAAUGGACGACGAGCCGUCCGACCGAGGCCUCAUGCAGGCGGUGCUGGACGCCGACAUGGACGACGUGCAGGCCCGCCUGACCAACGGGGAGACCCCCAACAUGCGCGACAGUCUGCGCCGAACGUCUCUCCACUUGGCGACCGAUCGCGGGGACACAGCCAUGCUGGCGUUGUUGUGUGACUUCUUGGGCGACAUUGAGGCCAGAGACGCCAAAGGCAACACGCCGCUGCACAUAGCUUGCUUUCGCGGCCACGUCGGGUGUGUCAAGUUUCUGCUCGAAUCUGCAUCCGAAGUGCAUGUGGUCAAUGCUGACGGCGAGUCCGUCGUGCACGCCGCCGCGAGCGGCGGCAGUCUGCCAUGCCUUCGACUUGUCCUGGAGUAUGGGGCAUCGCCGCUCGACCGGAACCACGAUGGGGAGACGGCGUAUGACAUGCUUCUGGAGCUGGAUGGUCCAGUGGCGCCCUUGUUGGACUGUCUGCAGGAAGCGAUGGCCCCGCCGCCCAAGCAUACGAAGAAGACCUUCCGUGGCACCCCCGUGCCGGUACGUCCGACUGUCUGAAAUGGACAUGGGCGAUUGCUGAUGGAGGACCUACACAGCCUGCACAAUAUACGAGUGUUGAGGACGACAUCGACGAGUUUGUGAGCCCGCCGUCCAGUCCUUUGCCGCAGCUGCCACCGCAUGAAGUGCACAUAUACGACCACGAAGACGACGUCGUUCAUGGGGAUUUGCAGCAUCGAGGCAUGACGCCGGACGGAUGGGGCGGGUGGAUUCGAGGCACGGCGUCGUCGAUGUUUGGACUGGCACGUGUCAAGCCAGAGCACCAUGAAAGGGAGGAAGCGGCGACGUCGCCAUUGAAGCCUCCGACAGAUGCAGAGGUCCUGACCACGACCAAAUAUCAUGAACUGGUGCCUCCCGCACAUGUCACUGAAGCUAUGCAGUCGUCCAAGUUUGCAACUCCAGCGGCCACCUUAUUGGAGCUACCUCAAGAUGUCGCGCACGCUAUGAGAGCAACAAAGUCCGCGCCGAAUCGGUAUGCUAUGGCGGCUGGACAUCAUCCCAAGUCCAUGCAACGAAGCAUGUCCCGAUAUGUCGACACGUUCAAUCCUACAGAAUAAUCCUCGAGUUUCCACCAAUCAGCGAGCGUGGGUCACUUGAAGUUCUUGUUCGGUAUAGAUAAAACAUAAUUUUAUGACUGGAUAACUGUAUGAUGAGUAAAUUAAUG